Molecule: messenger RNA, 2192 nt
Organism: Saprolegnia diclina VS20
Lineage: Eukaryota; Oomycota; Saprolegniomycetes; Saprolegniales; Saprolegniaceae
Exons: 8
Coding region: 33-2114 (693 amino acids)
Molecular function (GO): ubiquitin-protein transferase activity
Source: RefSeq, a predicted model, not a curated record
CGUCGCCUGAGUUUACCGCAUGGUAGAGGACCAUGGCAUUGCGAUUUGCGCCAAGCGCUGGUCAUUACACUCGCAGGAAGAACACGGCGAGCAUGGGUAUGGACACGCCGACGUUCAUCAUCCUCGUGUCCUUGGCAGGCGUCGCCGGCGUCCUCCUCACGGGCUACUGCCUGCGCAAGUACGAGGACAUGCAGGGCAACCUCGACGGGCUCAUCUUUGCGCCGUCGGACGAGCCACUCUUGCGCGAAAACUUGAAGGACAGUUUUCUCGAAGAGGGCCGCUUCGAGUGGCAGUGCGUCGUUUGCGCGCACCUCAACCACCCUGACAAGUCGACGUGUUCGCUCUGCGGCGCCACCGAAGUCAUGAUCAACGACCUCAAGUGCUCGAACCUCACCGCGCUCUCGUCCAACCGAACGCUCAAGACGCUUGGCUCGACCGUGCUCCUCGUCUCGGCGCCGUCGGUCGAUGGUUUCGUCGAAGAAGAUGGCGGCGUCAAUACGGGCGACGACCGGACAUUGACGACAUCGCUGCCCGAGUCGCGCCAGCGUGCACUGCGGUACCGUCGCCACAACAUGCAGCUCAACCAGCGCCAGCGUCAAGCCAAGCGCCGCCGGCUCUGGCAGCGCGCGCACCUCGCCAACGGCAACUACGUCUGGGUGCGCACGUCGACGUUCAUCAACACGGACGGCAACCUCGACGACACGUUUCUGCAGUCGAUCGCCAACAAGCCGCGCGGCAGCACGGGCGCGCUCCCGACGUCGCUCCAGGAGAUGCUCCACCGCAAGAACGCGGCGUCCAUGGGCUUUGUGACGCAAACCAACCGCGAGACUGGGACGCUUGUCUGGAAGAAGGCCAACUCGCACACCGGGGACGACCACGACGACGAUCUCAUGUGCUUGGAGGACGGCUUUGCGUACGACCUCGAAGGCCUCAUGGCGCUGCCCUUUAGCCAAAAGAAAACGUGGUUUGUGAAGAAGCUCGCGCGUCUCGCCGUGCCGUACCACGAAGCCUGUCACUCGAUCCUCGUGCGGCGGCAGUUCGUCUUGGAGGACUCGGUCGCCCAUUUCUCGGCGGCCGCCGACCGUGGCCGCUUCCACGAGCAUCUCCAAGUGACCUUCGAAGGCGAGGCCGCGCUAGAUGCUGGCGGUGUUUUGCGCGAGUGGUUUGGGCUUGUCUGCGCCGAGCUCUUCUCGGGUCCGCUCGGCCUCUUCUCGACGACGCACGCCGAGAACCAAAGCUACUGGAUCAACCCCGCGUCCAAGCUCGCCCUUGGCAAGUACCAUUUACACUACUUUCGGUUUGCGGGCUGGGUCCUUGGCCGCGGUAUCCUCGAGGGCUUGGUGCUCGACGCGUACCUGGCGCUGCCGCUUCUCAAGCACAUUCUGGGUGUGCCCAUCUCGUUUUCCGACUUGGAGUUUCUCGACGAAGAGCUGUACCGCAACUGCCUCUGGGUCCGUGACAACGCCGGCGUCGACGCGCUCGCACUCACCUUUAGCAUCCAAAGCGCCUACGGCGGGGAAGUCGACCUGAAGGAGAAUGGCCGCAACAUUGAAGUCAACGACGCCAACAAGCUCGAGUACCUCAACCUCGUGCUCGAGUACAAGAUGCUCAUAAGCAUCUCGGAGCCGCUCCAAGAGCUCCUCACGGGUCUCUAUGACAUCAUCCCCCGCGCCAUGCUCAGUGUCUUUGACUACCAAGAGCUCGAGUUUUACACGUGCGGCGUACCCAGUAUUUGCGUCGACGACUGGAAGAAGAACUCGGCCGUGCGCCACAUCCCUGGCGCGUCGCGCGUCAAGCAGAACGAAGUCCUCGAGUGGUUUUGGAGCGUUGUCGAGAGCUUUAGCGACGAAGAGCGCGGCCGACUGCUCCAGUUUGCCACCGGGUCGAGCCGCCUCCCCGUCGAGGGCUUCAAGGGCCUCACAAGCUUUAGCGGCCAGAUCCACAAAUUUACCAUUCAAGUGGUUCAGCGAGGCCACCCGCCCGCGGGUCUCUGCCCCAAAGCCCACACGUGCUUCAACCGCAUUGAUUUGCCACUGUACAAGGACCGCACCGAGCUCGAAAACUACCUGAGCCUCGUGAUUCAAAUGGAGAUUACCGGGUUUAGUUUGGAGUAAAUUAACUUAUCAACCGAAUUGCUGCUGGUUCACCGCGCAUUCGAAGCUAAUCAACGUGUACAUGUGCUUGGACGUAGC